AUGAGCAAGGUGAAGGCGAGGAUUGCGGGAACGGUGGCGCUGGCCAGCUCGCUUCCCCUCUUCACGAACUCGCACAAGGCAGACAUCUCCAUAUCGGAGCCCGAGUCCUUCCGUCAUGGCGUCCACAUCUCCUGCCACGAGGGCCAGAUCACGGGCGUCCCCCAAGUGUGGAAGGAGGAGAUUACCGAGUGGGGUCAGGGCACCCUGCCCAGUGGUGCCGCGGACGAGCUGGUGGCGCAGCAGCUCCCGAAGGUCAUCCGGCCCACCACCGACGACCUGCGUCCCUACAUGAAGAGGCGCGAGCCUGUGCGGCAUACCAGUACUAUCUCGAACAUGCGCGCCAUGAUCAAGUUUCGACUUCCGCCUCAAGCAGAGGUUGUUGACUCUGAGGGUCGCGGGCCGAACAAGUCGAGCGAUACCGGCUUGAUCGACCGGGAGGCCCUGAAGGCCCUGGCCGCGGAGACCAAUGUGAUCAGGCUCAUCAAUGAUGCGACCAGUACCCUGGACUUGUCGUCGUGCGGCAUCGACGACCUCAAGGAGCAGUGGUUCGAGGUCAAUCGCGGCGUGGCCCGCACGCUCAAGUCGGCCGACCUCGGGUUCAAUCACUUUCAGUGGUUCCCGCUCCAGCUGCUGCGAUUCAGUCAGUGCCUGUCGUCCCUCUGCCUCGACGGCAAUCAGCUCAGCGAACUGCCGCCCCACAUCGGUAUUCUCCAACGACUGGUCGAACUGAGCGUGAACGGUAACAUGCUCAAGACGUUGCCCCCGGCCAUUGGGCAUUGCACUUCGCUCGAGACGCUCUCCUUGAAGAACAAUCACAUCAAGAAGCUGCCUCGCGAGUUGGGCCGGCUUAGCAAACUGGAGGAGCUCCACCUGAGCGGGAAUGCACUCUCCACGCUUCCAGCGGGCAUUGGUGGUUGCACGCAGCUGCAGGUGCUCGACGCAAGCUGGUGCAGGUUGGAGAGGUUGCCCGAGGAGAUGGCGCACGUUACGUCGCUCAUUGAACUCAAUCUGGCUCACAACAACCUGACGGCCCUGCCCUCCGCCAUUGGGCUUAUGACCCGCCUCAUCGAUCUGGACAUCUCAGACAAUUGCUUGGAAGACCUGCCGGUGUCGAUGGGCCUCAUGAACUUCAAGAACUUUGCGUGUGAUAACAAUCCGCUCAGCGAUCAGGGUCUAGUUGGGACGCUCAAACUGACCGUGCACCAUGUGCUGAGCUACCUGGAGAGGCGGAUGUACGCCCACAUCCCGAUGGACGACCACGAGGACUACAUCGUCGUGCUGCGCGAGAGCCGUCCGCCCGUCUCGCCCAUCUGCUGUCCGCCGCUGCCCUCGACCCCGUUCCAGUUCACCGUCUCGGGCCACGUUGCCGUCGCCGCACAGCCCAUCCCGUCCGCAUCAGCAGGCAACGGUAGGUGCAAGCCGACCGCUCAUGGUGCUCUCCCGCCGCUGCCGCAGAGUAACGAGCCGAAGCUGGAGAAGAAGCAGCAGAAGAAGGAAAAGCAGAAGGCGACGAGGCUCGACGAGGCCAAGGCCCGAAAGACGAAGAAGGGGAACGACUCAGACGGUUCUUCAUCGUCAUCGACGGCCUCUUCGCCCGGUCUCGAGAGCGACAAUGCGGCGGUGAGACAGCAGACGAUCGUAGUCAAGGCUGACGCACGCGACACUGACCACAAACGCGAAUGCGAGGACGAGGACGAGCUCGUUCUCCUCAAGCUGAAUAAGCUCAAGUCGCUCUCGCGCUCGUUGGUCAACGUGAUGCUCGAGAUCGUCGAAGACAUCCAAGUGGAGCUGACCGAAUUGACAACUCUCGAGGAGGCGGUCGACCUGGCCAAGACUAUCCGCUCGCUGAAAGAUGAAAUGGUGGCGAUUCGGUCUCGCGAGGAGGUGUACGCGGUGAGCGAGAGCUUGAAGCCAACACCGCCCUGCCACGACGGCGUAGAUCGUCUGUCCUUGAUCAAGUGCACCGUCUCCACCGCCCUGGACAACAUCGCGAUCACGAUCCGGGCCUUGGGGAGCGCCAUUGAAGUUACGCCGGACUUUGACUCCCUGUUCGUCUUCACGCGGCACCUCAGAUCCCUCUACGAGCACCUGAACUAUGAAGACGACGAUGAAGGCGAUGCUUCUUCGGCAACGUCGUCAUCGUCAUCUUCUUCCUCCUCGAGUCCGUAA
Acanthamoeba castellanii str. Neff is the source of this 2169-nucleotide messenger RNA. RefSeq names its product leucine rich repeat domain containing protein. The transcript has 10 exons. The record is from RefSeq and is a predicted model, not a curated record. The coding region runs from base 1 to 2169 and encodes 722 amino acids. NCBI's taxonomy places the organism in Eukaryota, Discosea, Longamoebia, Acanthamoebidae. Gene Ontology annotation, molecular function: protein binding.